AUGUCACAUCCGCUCGUGGCUGCGGUGUGGGAACAGCUGGACCGCCGGGAUCUCGAGAAUAUCCUCCACGAAAUUAUCGGAGAGCACGCAGCAAGUCUUGCUUUGAGCUCGGGACAACAUGACCGUGUCUCGACGAUAGAAUCCCUAACAGAGUCCGUGCUAUGGAUACAGACCCUCUUCAAUAGGCAACGGACACAGCUCCAGGGCCUGGCCACCCCGCAAGACUGCCAUCCCUACUACGCGAAUCGUUUAAUUUCAUCGGAUAUCAUCUUCUCGACGCUGAUGUACCUGGCCAAGGUCAAAACGGACCUUUUCCCUUGCUCAAAACCAACUGCUUCCGAGCUUUUGCGGUACCGACAUCUCAUGGGGCACACUUUCCUCGUGGGGAUACGGCUUCUCAUUCUGCGUGGCGAUGCUAUGACUUCAGAGACGAAAUUUAGGCUUGAAAGGGCGAUGCGGUCGGCAUGGGAACAUCCUGACCUGUCACCGUCAGAAAGCUUCCUGAUUAACGAUUUGCUCCCAAAGGCGAUUGCCAGUAUUGGAUCUCAAGAUCUGUUUCACGCGCAGCAAUCACUCCUCACCUCGAGCAAGGCCUACAUUCCUGUUUUCUCUUCUAGAAUUUAUCCCUUCCCCGGCACACCGGACACUCUCGUGACAGACCUCUUGACUGCACUCAUGGGAAAGAAAGACGAUCAACUGACAUCUUUCUGUCUCCUCUUCGAUCUUCUGUGGGCAGCUGAAUCCGCCCUUAUUCAGUAUUACAUGGACCGCCGCCGAAUUUCUCAAGAACAGGGAUACACCAGUGAUGCUGCAUUUGAAGUCGACGAGGCCUUCCAUCAGACUCAGGAUAACCGGAAAAAACUAGCGAGGACUAUUUUGGCGGCCUUUGACGAUGAAUUUAACACACCAUCUCUGCAAGUUCUAGCGACUGUUAUAAUGAGCCAAACUGCCGGUGAACAGGCCCCUUUACAGACCAGAAGGAUUAGAGAUUCAUGGAAUCAAAGUGCGCCGUUACGAGAGUCCACGGAUUCGGCCCUCGGAAUGAUGGUCAGAUGGCUUAUCAACCGCAGGGUUCAAAUGUGGGACUGCAACGAAGAAUCAGCAGCCUUCUCUCAUGACUAUCAACAACAUUUGGCGAAUUGGCUGCAGCUAUCACCUUUCCCGGCCAAGACUAGAAAGGGAAAUGCCAGUGCCGUGUACGUCGUUAACUGUCCUGCAGUCCAUCCAGUUCCCAAGCCCUUGUUAGAGGAACAACUGAGAAGCUCUGACAGAAAAGCGUAUGAAGAAAAGUCCCAAUUUCUCACAAUAGAUACACUGUGUCCAUUAUGCCCCGGAAGGGUCAAGAUACAGCACGCCCGAAUGAUCGAACCGCUUGAGCAGGUGUCGGAUGCUCUAAAUUUUGCCAACUCUGAAAGUGGUGGACGCUAUUCAUUCCCAAACUCAGUAUCCAGGCAUACGGCAUCCCGUUCGAGCUCAAGAACCAAUUCUACGGAUCGGUUGUCGCGUAUGGAUUCCCUUGAGGCUCUGAGAAGCCCCGUGUCACCAAUUUCACAGAGCCUAUCCUUUUUUAAACUAUCAGGCAAAGGCCACUCGCCUACCAUGCCUGAUACCACAAACAUAUUCAUGACGCGUCCUAGAACAGGCCAACCGCAAGAGAAGCAGUUGAUCAGAUCUUUAUCAAAAGAUCUCAAGAGUGUGACGCUUUCUCUAACGGGGAGUACCUCACUAUUUAGGAGAAACUCAUCGAAAGGGCACCACCUUCCUCGGCAGACCAAAUUUUGCUUUUCGACAUCAGGACAGUCUCUCCUACUCUGGGAGCCAGCCAGCAGCUAUGUGAUGCGUUUUGAAAUCAACACCAUGGAUGGCAUAAAGGCUAGAUGCCACCGGUACGAUGUAACCGGAGUGCAACAUGCCGCAGCGGGGCAUCAAUUAUGUGCUAUUAUUGCUUCUGCAGCAGAGCAUUACGAGCUCCUGAUAUUCCGAAACAAAAGCGCUAUUCCUGAAGCAUACCUGACUAUUGAGACGCCCCACCCAUAUUCGCCCGUUAGCUGCAUGGUUAUGUCUCGUGAUGAUCGAUAUGUGGCCUUUACCCUCAAAGACCAUGUUCGAGUAUAUGAGAUUGGCGCUUUUGGCAUCCGUCAGGUUCUACUGGGUGGUAAAACAGACUAUUAUGCCAUUGACAAUACUACCAGAGAACCACAUCUCAAUGGCAAUCAUAAGGUGGAGACAACCGGUCAAGAUAAAAGGAGCACAGAAGAAGUUAUUGCCACAAGGCUGCAGUUCUCCAUCGAUGGCCGACGCUUCAUUGUCGCGACACACCUCGGGAACCAAUACGCUUAUGUUGAUAUAUGGAAUUGUAUUGAACAAGAAUGGAAGCUGGAGCCAGGUGGCUCGAAAUAUUUUAAGCUCCCACCUUGGACAAGCGAUGAUGGAGAUCUUACCUGCGUUUUCUAUGACAGUUUUAACGAAACUAUUGUUCUCACAGCGUUCAUCGGGAGAGAAUAUCCAAUAUCAUAUUCUCUUUCCGGUGACAAAUUUACCAGUGACCCGGUUAGCCCCAGGAUUGUACACGCUGCCCAAUCGCCUUCAGGCUCACGCUUUGUUAUGGCAAACGGUAUGAAGCAGAUGUAUCUGUGCGACGCAACCGCUAGCGGGUCCCUCAUCCCAACGAAAAUGAAGAAGGCCAUAUCUAAAAUAAACCCUUCAGCCUUUCGGCCAGACCAGUUGGCAUUUUCAUUCCCUGGUGAAAACGAGGUGUUUGCAUUCUGGGCGAAGGAGGGUAAGCUGAUGCUCAGAACGAUCAGUUUGCACACCGGCGGCGAGGCCGUCAGCGAUUAUGACCUACGGCCAGAAUUCGACCGACUGAUAGCCGAACGUCCACUUAUUACUGACUUCCACAGGCCGCGUCACCAGCCAUCAUCACUGUCACGGCAGGUUGAUUCGGAAAUAGAAGGGCUUCAGUCCAUCCCUAGGCCGAAUCUCCCGGAAUUACCGGCCAUCUAG
Messenger RNA from Aspergillus puulaauensis, 3003 nucleotides. RefSeq lists its product as uncharacterized. The coding region runs from base 1 to 3003 and encodes 1000 amino acids. Lineage: Eukaryota; Fungi; Ascomycota; Eurotiomycetes; Eurotiales; Aspergillaceae. The transcript is spliced from 5 exons. The record is from RefSeq and is a predicted model, not a curated record.